This is a messenger RNA of Mizuhopecten yessoensis (Yesso scallop), 7347 nucleotides long. RefSeq names its product myosin-3-like. The record is from RefSeq and is a predicted model, not a curated record. Bases 329 to 5281 code for a protein of 1650 amino acids. NCBI's taxonomy places the organism in Eukaryota, Metazoa, Mollusca, Bivalvia, Pectinida, Pectinidae. The transcript has 37 exons.
AAAAAUCUCUCAGAUCAAUAGCUAGAAGCCAGGUGUAUUCUAUUUACACACACGACAGUAUAUCUACCUUGUCAUUUACCUGUUUGUAAGGAAGCUACCUGGACAUAACACCUGUUAAUGAGAAGUCAAGUGUGUCUUAAUAGACUAAAACCAUUUCUUGUCACCUUUAAGGUGGUAGGGUCCUGACCAAUUCAGAUGGACCAUUAGGCACUUUCUCCAGAUGGAGGUUUUCGAGCCAUUACCUCUAUUCCUGUCAGUGUGCCCCCCUAGUGGGUUUUAAAUUUCGGACCUAGGGGAUAUAAAGUUUACCUGCUUUGAGUGUUGCGGAAUGGCCACCAGAUAUCGCAUUCAAGACAGGAAAAAGAAUGGGAUGGUGAAGGGUCGUCUUAUCCCCAAUGGUAACGAUGCUGACUGGAGUGACGAGGAUGGUGUCAAGUCCGGCUCAGCAACAGGGAUUUCCGAGGGUGAAAAUGAUGACCUAAACAGAGAGAAACAGAAAGCUAUCAUCAUGGCCAAAUCUCUCAAUGGCAGGAAGUUCGACCCGGGCAACAUGAUUCUCGACAAAAUUGAUGCAGAGUUAUCCUUUCUUAAUAGAUCACAGUCACAGUCGAGUUCAACAACAGGAAGCACAGUGUUACACAAGCCUGGUUCUAGGUCUAAAGGUUCUGACGGAUCUCGCUCUGGUGGGUCACACAAGAGUAUGUCAAGCAAGGACGGGACAGAUACAGGACUGGGGACAGCCAGUAUCCACGACAACCUGUCUGAGGGUGGGGACCUGCCCCGAAUCAACGGAACAGCGGAGAUCUACAGCGAUGUUGGAGCUGGUACCACUGACCACUACAGUGAUGAUGAUGGCAAAAAGACGGGAGCACCGAGUGACCUUGACUCCGUAACUGCUCAACAGGUGGAUGCAAAGUUCAAGGCCAUCUUGCGUAAAAAGAAAGCAAGCCGUAUGAAAGGUGGUUACCUUGACAACCUUAAAGCUAGUGACACAGAGACGAUAAGAACUGAGGAUUAUGAAAAUAUAUUCAAGGAUGCACUUGUCUAUCAGUCAGACUCCGACACACUGGAGAACAAGUCUGACGAGGACAGCGAUAACGUGAGCGGUAAACUGACCAACAGUGAUGCAGACACACCCACCAAGGCUGACCUGUCCUGGGAUUACUAUGAUACUGACCAGUCCAAAGCGAGUAAAAGUGCUGAGGAAGGAGAGGGAGUCUCAGAUCCACCCCGGUCUCCAUCUGGAACUUCACAGAACAGACCUCACUCUCCCUCCAGAAUUUCUCAAAGUACACAUCCUUACCCAUCCGAGCAUCAAACGAUUGAAACCUCCUCCAGUGUGCACCGACCAGGGGAACACAUAUCACAGGCAGAGGAUAAGCUUCCCACCCAGCCCAGAGGUAAAGGAAGAUCAACAUCCUCAUUUCCAACACAUGGAGCUCGGUCAUCACCACGGCGACAAGCUGGCCCAUUUCGUAGAAAGUUUGGCUACAUCAGUGAUGCAGACUCUGUCAGGACAGAGGAUUUCGAGGUCAAAUUUCAAGAACUUAUUUUUCGACCUUCAGCGGACAGUGAGACUGACCAUACAGACAAUGACCCUCUGCAUGCCAAGGUCAAGGAGAUUCUCAAGGUCACUGCUCCAUAUCGACAGAAGAAAGACAAGAAACCUCAGAACGGCCAUGUUAAGAUAGACGAAUCUCCAUUACAUAAGUCUACUCCAAAAAGAUCACCAAUCAAGAGCUCAACUUCAGUGGAUGAUGUCCGUCGAGAAAUUGACCGUGAAUCGUCCAGAAUUCAACAGGAGAUAGAGAGAGAGAGACGGUCUAAUUUGCCAGUGUCUAGGAAGGAUUCCAAGUCCCCAACUAGGACAGUGUUGGAUCUGAGUUCUAGCAUGGACAAGCCAGCCUUUAGUGAGCUUAAUCACAACCAGUCGGGAGGGCAUAAUUCCCUCAAAGAUAUUCCCUCCCCAAUGGGCCGAUCUAGCCCCACCCUACAGGACUAUGAAGACUCGGGCUACAAAACCCCUCCCAGGGCCCGUAGCCCAACUCUGCGAGCACGAGAUCGAAUCAGUGGCAUGCCUCCCAUGCAUCCAAGAUCUGUCACAUCCUCCAGAGAUGAAUCUCAAAGGACAGUUUCUUCCUCAAGGGAAGAGCCGUUUCGGUCCUCAUCCCCUAACCCAAGGUCAAGGACGUCUUUGUCAGAUUCACUGAGGCCAGGUUCUCCUAGACCAGAUUCUUCAUUUCCUGAUCCCAAAAGAUCAGUUUCACCCAUCCUCCGAAGCGGAAGUUCAUCUUUCCAGGAGCAGGAUCCCUCCUCGAGCUUCUCAAGUUUGCGUGCUGAAAACGAAGAAGAAGCACAUACACUGAGUCCCCAGCUUGUUAUGCCCGCCGCUUCGAAAUAUCAGGACUUAUCCGUACUCCGGGCUCGCUCUCUUAGCCCCAAUGCCAAUGACAGACACAGGCCAGCAAGUCCUUUACAGGGUGUUCUCAAAGAUUCAACGUCCAGUUUUCUGACAGGGCCACGACCUGCCAGUCCCCGCCCAGGAAUGGACCAUUCCAUGAGAUCAGAACUGUCUGUAUCCUUUCAAGACCAACUCCCCGUGUCCUCACAGAGGUCAAAGGCAAGGUCACAGUCCGUCGAGGGUCGUCUGGUGUCCGACCUACAGGGAGAUAACACUAGCCCCAGAUUCAACCACAGACGUAGGAACUCGUAUGAUCCUGGGGUCGACUCUGCAGAGGAGAUGGAAAACAGCCGUAGCACAUGGAAAGCCUCUCGUGCCGAGGUCCAGAUAGCCGAGAAAAAACUGAAGGCUGUCAACGCUCAAACAGAGGAUGCUAGGACCCAGCUGAUGCUGACAGAGUUUAAGCGUGAGAACCUGCUGAAGGACUAUGAACGGAUGUCUGAGGACCUUCAGAGGACGAAGAAGGAGAUGAAGGACAUUGAGGAUCAGGAGAGGUCUCGAAUAGGAGACAGGAGGCGUCCCGACAUGACUGAUGACAAGACACGCGACCUUGUGAAAGAAAAUGACAGCCUCAAGCUGCGUCUGCGACAGAUGGAUGGACUAGAGUUGGAGCGAGAUGAGUUGGUCCGCCAGCUGGAACUGGCAAAGGAAGACUUGUUCAACGAACAGCGUAAAGCCCGCAAGGAAAAGGAAGAUCUCAAAGAGGAGAUAGAGACAAUGAAUAUGAAGUUAGAAGAGCGACAUGAUGGCGAUGAUGUGGCUCUGCGCCUCCACAAGAUGGACGCUGCCUACAGGCGAAUGGAAAAGGAAAAAAAUGAAAUCAUCCAUGAGAAGACAAAACUGUAUGAGGAUCUGCGUGAUAGGUCAAAAGUUCACAUGGCAGAGACAAAGCGUAACACUUCCCGGGAAUCUGGGGAGAUGCGAGAGGAGAUUGACGAUCUUUGUCGAAAUGUCAACCUCCACCAGGAAGCCAUCAAGGAGAGGGAUAAUAUCAUAGCUAACCUCAGUGAGAGGAGUACAGAUGUACAACAGAGGUUGUCAAAGGAGGUAGCUGCCAAAGAGGGCAUGAUGGAGGAUCACAAGCGCACACUACAAAGUCUCAGAAAGGAGAUGGACUCAGCCAUGGUGCAGCUUCGAGAGAACAUGUUUCUGGACAAGCAGCAGGCUCUAGAGACAUUACGUCGUGAACUGGAGCAGGAACAUCGUGAAACCGCAAGCCGUGCUGACGACAAACACUCUCAGCACCUCACAGAACACAUGAACCUUAUCAAGUACAAAAAGGCCAAGGAGGAUGAGAUUUCACGGCUGAUUGACUUGGUGAAGAAGCUGGAAGGGGAGCGACGGGUAACCGAGAGGACUCUGAGGGAGGAGGCUCGCGAGGAGGUGCGUAUCCAGGUUGACCGAGAGGCUCAGUCCCUCCAGGCUGACCAUCGGCUCCAGAUGUCCCGGGAGCGGGAGCAGAUUGAAAAGGAGACCAAGGUGACCUUAAGAAAACUGACCAAUGAGCUUGACGAGGAGAGGAGACAGAGGGAGCACUGCAUGGACAAAAUAGCCCACCUCAGCAAGGACUUAGAGGAAGGCAAGCAGCAGAACAAACAAGCUAUGCAUGAUAAAAUGGUGGCUGUGUCAAAGGCCAAAGAAAAUGUCCGCAAUGAACUGCAGACAGAUUUUGACAAAGUCAAGGAAAAGAUGACACAGGAUUACCAGCGGGAGAUUGACAAACUCACCGAGACUGUCAGACAACAGGAGGAGGAGUUACGGAAGCUGAAGACGGAGCGUAUCCAAUGGAUACACCAUGAUAGACAGAACUCUACGGUCCUUGACAGGAUGGAGCGCACCGUUGUCAAUGAAGUCAAUGAGGAAUGUCGCCGAACAGCAAAUGUCUUAGGUGUUGGUCCACGCAAGGUCAACUUAGCAAAUUUCCAAGGUGACAGCCAGGUCAGAACACCAACUACCUCAGCCCUGGUACAACAGGAAGGAUGGUAUAACAAUGGCUAUACCGAGGCUAACCUACGGGCAUGUAAUGAGGAGCUACGUAACCUUGUGCAAGAACUCAAACAGGAACUAACACGUCAAAAGUCCUCCGUGAUGAGGACGGAGCGUGAUAAGGAUGAAAUGGUUCAGAAGAUAAAGGAACAACUGGAGAAGGAGAAAAACAUGGAGUUGGAACGACUGAAGGCAAAAUUAGCAAAGGGAUCUCAGAAUGAACUACGUGAAACGUUCAUUCACAACAUUCCCAACAACGAUUUGGCAGCAAACAUGCAAUACAGCAAGCCCCCAAAGGUGCCCCAGUACGAGUUUAAACCAAGGAGUGAUCACCAACAACAGGAAGUGGACAGACUGGAACGCGAAAUUAAACGAUUAGCAAUGCAGCAAAAGCGCCUGUUGGGUCAGACGCCCCCUAACCACCUGUCUAAUGACGAUAUUAACGCAUCCAAAAUGAUACAACACCUGCAGAUGCAGGUGACACAGUUAAACGCAGAAAAUAACUCCCUGCGGGGAGAACGACUGGCGUCGUGUUCUGUACCAGACCUCAGCAACCCUGCCUACUAUCAACAGCCAGGGGGCCGAAUAAUGGGAAGGUCCCCAUCACCCACACCUCACCAAGAACGCAUGAUCAACCUCCUGGCACAUCGCACCAAGGCAGCAGAGUUCGAGUCCGACAUGGCCACCGAACAACAGGAGAGGAGUCGCAAUAUGAUGUCACAGAAGAUGGGAGACAUGACGAAACUACAAAACACGCUAACUAACCAAGCUAAGGACCUGAUACAGCUAAGUAGGGCCUACUCAAAUCUCAACAACACUUACCCAGCACGGUAGCAUUUGUCACAGAAACUAUGACCUUGAAGUCAUUUUUAGUCUCCUUGGUUACCAUGGAUCCAAGAGUUGCAGUUUUCCUACAAAGUAUGACCUUGCAGCCAUUUUGAGUCUCUAUUGGUAACUGUGAUUCUGCCCAAGUGACAUGGUACAAUUGAACUGUUGUCAUGGAAACCAAGACCUUUCAGCUGUUUUGAGUCUCCAAGGCUACCAUGGAUCCUUUGUGUGGAAAAUUAUCUCCCUUGUCUGUGUACAAGUCAGUUAUUUGAUAUUGCGUGUUUGUAGAUUCUGUGGACGUUGGAGGAUGUAUAUGAGAUCUUUCAAGUAUACAGGUUCCUGACUGAACAACUAUAACAACAGAAAUGAUUCAUAGAUGCUCCUGUCAUUUGGAAUGCUCCAAAAUGUUUAAGACAUCGUAUAUAUAUAUUUUAAAGUACUUCUAACAUAGGAGAUAUACAGCCUGGAGAAAUGGUCCAUUCACAUAUACACAAUAAUACAUUUCCUUGUGACGUUAUUAUCAAACUAGCCAAGCUGGCAAAUAUUCAAUUAUGGUUAACGUUUCUGACAAAAAUAUUUUACAGUUUUAAAACAUAUAUCAAAUCAUGGUUACCUGUGAUUUAAGUUUUGAAAUGUAUUGUUAUUGGUCUGUCACUCAAGAUCUAUAGUAAUUGAUAAUGGACAAACACUUUUUAAAAGAACUUCAACAAGAUAAAUACCUAUAUGACUCUUGAAUGAAAAGGAACUUUGUGAGGGUCUGUUUAUUUUUCAGGGGAAAUAAUUGAAGUUUGUAAGGAAGUGCUACCAUGAAUGUGAUAUUACAAUGUGUAUUUAGGUGUUGAAUAUUAAAGUUAGAAAUAUAUACUGUAUUCAUAUUUGCAACACCAAAAAAAAGACAUAAAUACCUCCUUGUAGGAAAGGUAUAGAACGGAUCUUAGUCAUUUUCAGUUAUAGUAAUAUUAUGCAAUGCAUACAUAUAUAUAAUAAUUAUAAAACUGUGUUAGCUGGAGUAAUGAUCUGAUUGAAAUAUAUAAUAUUGUCAGUGUCUGUGUACAUACAAAUUAGGUUACAAUAUUGUACAGUAGUGUGUAGAUUAAGAUUAUUGUGUUAAGGACUGUUAUAAUGGAUAUACUUUGAGAAGCUGACAUGCUUAUAUCACAUGUUCUUUCUCUUCCGACUGUGAUCCUUGUUGUCUGUGAUAAAUUUCAUAAAUAAAUCUUACAUCAAUAAGUUUUUAGUAGAAAAAGUAGAAAAAUCUUACAUUUUAUUUAGUGACUUAAAGAAGUUACAUGCCGUCCAACUACAAAAUAUAUAAAUUGUAAUAAAAUUAUAAAUUUACAUCCAAAUUAUUAUACAUGUAUGUUUAUUUUAUUAUAUACCUUCAGAAAGAAAAUUAUUUAAACAAUAUUUUAUCAAAUUUCUGUAUUUAAUGUACAUAAUAUGAAAUGCACCCUCCGUCCGUAUUCUACAUAGUUUUUGUUUUAUAUCUAUAUUUCUAUUUCUACAAUUUUCUUGUCCAUUGUUGUAAUACGGUGGUAUUUUCGUAAAACACAUUUGUACCCCAGUACCUUGUACAUACAUAUUAUCUAUAUACAUUUUGUAUGUGCCAACUUGAGCCACAUCUCUGCUAGGCUGAAUAAAUUACCGACACCCAUAAAUCAAAUCUAAACAUUUUGUAUUCGUAGAUAUAUUUUUAAUGCUGCCAGAUUUUAGAAAGCAUUUAUAUCCAUUUUAUUACAUUUUAAAAGUACAGUGUAAUGGAAAAAUGCUUUUUUUACAAUUGAAAUAAUAAGGAGAAACUUUAGAGUUAGGACUGUAAUUAACAUUGAGUUAAAUCAAUCCAGUAGUCUUCUAUUUAAAGUGUCUGGAAUUAAUGUAAACAACUAGUAUAGAGAGGUAGCAUUAAGGAUCCCCGUACCACUGUGCACAAAACUGUAACGUAGGGUUGGAAACUGCUGUUUCUGGCAUAUAACUUUGGUAUAUGAGUUCUUAGAAAAAACCAUACCUUGUGGGACAUUUAUGAAAGAUAUUUAACCCUUUCAACACUGUAGACCAAAAUGGACUCAUCCAGA